Tarenaya hassleriana is the source of this 2041-nucleotide messenger RNA. RefSeq names its product glutamyl-tRNA(Gln) amidotransferase subunit B, chloroplastic/mitochondrial-like. Gene Ontology annotation, biological process: glutaminyl-tRNAGln biosynthesis via transamidation; mitochondrial translation. The transcript is spliced from 8 exons. The coding region runs from base 93 to 1745 and encodes 550 amino acids. NCBI's taxonomy places the organism in Eukaryota, Viridiplantae, Streptophyta, Magnoliopsida, Brassicales, Cleomaceae. Gene Ontology annotation, molecular function: glutaminyl-tRNA synthase (glutamine-hydrolyzing) activity. The record is from RefSeq and is a predicted model, not a curated record.
UCUACUCAUUUCCUUGCCGCUCCUUUUUUUUCUCUGUUCUCUGCGAUUCAUGAAUAUAAUCUCUCGUCUCUGAUAUAUGAACAUCGUUAAAGAUGGCUACUACGUUGUUUGGAACAAUUCAUCCGAACCAGUUCUCAGUUUUGGGGACUUUGUUGUUCAGACGGAGGAACAAUGGAGUUUUGAACUUCUCCGUUAGGUGUUGUCGGACUCAGACGGCGACCCAGGAGAAGAAACAGCCGCCGAAAACUGGGGUUUCACAGAGAAACCAGAAAAGCGACAAGCUUGAUCAGAUUCUGAGAGAUUACGAGGCCGUAAUUGGUAUAGAGACUCAUGUUCAGCUCUCUACGCUCACCAAGGCGUUUUGCGGUUGUCCUUACAGUUAUGGGUCACGACCGAACUCCGGCGUUUGCCCCGUUUGCAUGGGUUUGCCUGGUGCUUUGCCAGUUUUGAACUCCAAAGUUGUCGAAUUUGCUGUUAAAUUGGGUCUUGCAUUGAAUUGCAAGCUGUCUUUGAAGUCAAAAUUCGACAGGAAGCAGUACUUUUAUCCUGAUCUUCCCAAGGGAUACCAAAUUUCUCAGUUCGAUAUCCCUAUUGCAUCCGGUGGAUAUGUUGAUUUGGAUCUUCCUGUAGAAUUCGGUGGUGGGCAUAGGAGAUUUGGCAUCACCAGGGUUCAUAUGGAGGAGGAUGCUGGCAAGCUACUUCAUUCAGACAAUGAAGAUUACUCUCAGGUGGAUUUGAAUAGAGCCGGAGUUCCAUUGCUUGAAAUUGUUUCUGAGCCUGAUAUGAGAAAUGGGAUCGAAGCCGCAGAGUAUGCUUGUGAACUUCAACGGAUUGUUCGGUACUUGGGAAUUAGCAAUGGGAAUAUGCAAGAAGGUUCUCUUCGCUGUGAUGUAAAUGUAUCCAUCCGUCCAGUCGGGCAACCUGAGUUUGGCACCAAGGUGGAAAUAAAGAAUUUGAAUUCAUUUUCAUCAAUUAACAGAGCAAUUGACUUUGAGAUAGCUAGACAGGCACUUCUGUAUAGCCAGGGCCAAAGUGACCAGAUCGUAUCCGAAACCCGACUCUGGGAAGAAGGCGCUCAGAAAACAGUUACGAUGAGGAAAAAAGAAGGUCUUGCUGAUUACCGAUAUUUCCCGGAACCAGAUCUCCCGGAAGUGAUUCUCACCCAAGAAUAUGUUGAUGGCAUCCGUAAUUCCUUACCCGAACUUCCCGAGGCAAUACGCAGGCGGUAUGAGAGAAUGGGCCUAAGCAUGCAGGACGUGCUUUUCCUUGCAAAUGACACAAGUGUUGCAGAGUAUUUUGAUGCGGUCAUUGCCAAAGGCGCUGAAGUGAAGCUGGCGGCAAACUGGAUUAUGGGAGAUAUUGCUGCCUACUUGAAAAAUGAAAAGCUUUCCAUGAAUGAUAUUAAGCUUACUCCUCAAGAGUUAUCCGAACUCAUAGCCGCAAUAAAAGAUGGAACCAUUAGUGGAAAGAUCGGGAAGGAGAUACUGUUUGAGCUGUUGGCCAAAGGUGGGACUGUCAAAGGAAUAAUAAAGGACAAAGACUUAGUUCAGAUAACCGAUCCUUUGGAAAUCGAGAAAAUGAUUGACGAGGUGAUCUCUGAGAGUCCAAAGCAGCUCGAGCAGUAUCGUGCCGGGAAAACCAAGCUGCAAGGCUACUUCGCUGGCCAGGUGAUGAAGAUGUCGAAAGGCAAGGCCAAUCCCGGGUUGCUGAACAAAAUCCUCCUGGAAAAGCUCAACACCAACUGAACACUUCAACUUGUUACUCACUUUGAUGCUUUCAGCAUUAGAGUGGAUCAUAUGAUCAAAACCCGGAUGGGGAUAUACUCAAAAAUCCCGUAAAGGCACUGCCUUUCGAUCGAUGAUUGAGCGUUUUUUUCCACGAGUUUUCGGAUCAUCUUCAAGUUCUGAGUCAGAUGUUGUUGUGGCCAUUGUUGUUGUUCGGAGCUAUGAUUUUCUCGGCUUUGUGGUUGGGGAUGUAAUGUUCUUGAAGUAGUAUGUUCCUGUAUUAUCCCAUUCUUUUUUUAAAAUAUUUUAUAAAAAAA